AGGUUUCUUAAAUUUUUCUCUCUCUACUAAAUUACUAAUCAGAUUCUAAAUUUCACAACAUCACACUAUGCAUAAAAAGUUUAGGUCAAGACUUGAAAGUAAUAGAAAUAAAUACCCAUAUCAAGUAUUAGAAGCUGUAGAAGAGGCUCUCACAAAGUUAGCUCAUUCUAAUUAUCAUGAAUUUUAUGGGCAUUAUAACCACUUGGAUUGGCUGACUUCACUUCCUUGGGGAAUUUACAGUGCAGAUAAUUUGGAUAUCAUUCGAGCACAAAAUAUUCUUGAUGAAGACCAUUAUGGAUUGACUGAUGUUAAGGAAAGAAUCUUGGAAUUUAUAGCUGUUGGAAAACUCACUGGUUCCUUUGCAGGAAAAAUUAUUUGUCUCAAUGGUUCACCUGGAGUGGGCAAAACUAGCAUUGGUCGUUCCUUUGCGCGUGCUUUGAACCGUAAGUUCUUCAGGUUUUCUGUUGGAGGAUUAUAUGACGUUUCAGAAAUCAAGGGGCAUGGUCGAACCUAUGCUGGUUCUAUGCCGGGGAAGAUGGUGCAGUGCUGGAAAAAUGCAGGGACAUCUAAUCCUAUUCUGGGAAAGGGGCGUGGUGAUCCAGCAAGCGCGUUGUUAGAGCUCCUUGAUCCUGUGCAAAAUGCUAAUUUUGUAGACCACUAUCUUGGUGUUCCAAUGGAUCUAUCAAAGACAAUUAAUAUACCAGCUCCUCUCUUGGACAGAAUGGAGGUUAUUGCCAUUACUGGGUAUACCACCGAUGAGAAGAUGCACAUCGCCAUAAACCAUCUAGAGAAAUUUAUACGUAAACAAUGUGGCAUCAAGCCUGAACACCAGGUUUUAGUGACAGAUGUUGCUCUUCGUGAACUAAUAGAGAAUUAUUGCAAGGAGCCUGGAGUUCGGAGUCUUCAAUGCACAUAGAAAAGAUAUAUCGCAAGGUUAGCCUUUUAUCUCUUGAAUGUUUAAGGGAAUGAAGUUUCUGCAUACAA
Rubroshorea leprosula is the source of this 984-nucleotide messenger RNA. NCBI's taxonomy places the organism in Eukaryota, Viridiplantae, Streptophyta, Magnoliopsida, Malvales, Dipterocarpaceae. The record is from the annotation of a GenBank genome assembly.